CAAACUUGUUACCUCUUAUCGCUUCAUCACUGGUCCAUCUGUAGUUCCUGGCUACUUCUCAGUUGAAACUGAAAAUGUUGUGCUAGUUCUGAAUGGAAGAGAAAAAGCAAAGAUCACUUACGCCACUCAGUGGUUGCAUUACGCACAAACAUUAAUUCAGACUCGCAAAAUACAGCAUGUAGCGGUUGUGCUGCUUGGAAAUGAGCAGUGCAGCAAUGAAUGGAUUCAACCAUACCUGAAAAGAAAUGGAGGAUUUGUAAAUCUACUCUUUGUUACGUAUGACUGUGCGUUAGUAAAUGAAGAAGAUGUUUUCCAAUGGCCUUUAGGAGUGGCUACGUACAGAAAUUUUCCAGUUGUAGAACCCAGCUGGUCAAUGCUACGUGAUCCAAGAUCAUAUAUAUGUAAUUUCUUAGGAACAGUUUAUAAGAACUCUUCUAGAGAGGCUCUAAUGGAAAUUCUGAAGCAGGAUGGGCUUGACAAACUUUGCUGGAUUGCAGCCAGAGAACAGUGGCAGCCUCAAGAGACAAAUGAAAGUUUCAAAAACUAUCAAGAUGCCUUGCUGCAGAGUGAUUUGACGUUGUGCCCAGUGGGAAUAAAUACAGAAUGCUAUAGAAUUUAUGAAGCUUGUUCAUAUGGAUCUCUGCCUGUUAUAGAAGAUGUAAUGACACCGGGUGAUUGUGGAAAUUCAUCAGUGUACAACAGUGCUCCAUUACAAUUAUUAAAAACCAUGGGGGCUCCAUUUAUCUUUAUUAAAAACUGGAAAGAGCUUCCUGCUCUUCUAGAGAAAGAAAAAAAAAUGAGUUUACAAGAAAAGAUUCAAAGGAGAAAAAAGCUUAUAGAAUGGUAUCGAAACUUCAAAGCAUGGAUGAGACAGAAGUUCAUUAAUAUUUUGGAAAAUUCAUUUCUGCCCAGUGAUAAAGGAUAAAUUGUCCCUUUUGAAAAUCUAGAAUAGAUUGAAAGCUUAAUUUCCAUUAACUUUCGGAUGAAGCUUUUAUACAAAUCUCAUAGGGCAGGUGCAUUCCUUUUGAAGUCAACAGAAUUGCGCUAGCUUGGCCAAGAGCUAUGUUUGGCUCUCCAUCCUUAGCAAUUUUCAGAGAGGUUGUUGACUUAUCAGGAUGGUAGUUUUUAAGGAUGACAACAAUUUUAUGACUAUUUUUACCAUUUCCAUAUUGGUGUGACCUGAUAAAUUUUUUUGUCGGAGAGUGUCUUUGAACAUGUGGACUUGUUGAAAUCCAACAUAAGAACAACAGUUGUGCUUGAAGAAGAGAGAAGAAUGAAAUCUGUAUGGUACAGAGUAAUUUAUUAUGUAGAUUAAAGAAGAAAAGUAUGAUUAUAGCCAGAAUGCCAGGUUUAGCACAGUCAUUAAGAUAUAUCCUGGUAAGUGCUUUUUUUGAAAAUUAACCAUUUCCUUGACAGACAUUUCAUUUCCAAGGAAGUGGUCAUAAAGCUAAUUAAACACUGUGGAAUAAAAAUGUGUAUUUCAAAGUA
Athene cunicularia (burrowing owl) is the source of this 1488-nucleotide messenger RNA. RefSeq names its product ribitol xylosyltransferase 1 (gene RXYLT1). Gene Ontology annotation, biological process: protein O-linked glycosylation via mannose. Gene Ontology annotation, cellular component: Golgi apparatus. The transcript is spliced from 4 exons. NCBI's taxonomy places the organism in Eukaryota, Metazoa, Chordata, Aves, Strigiformes, Strigidae. Gene Ontology annotation, molecular function: ribitol beta-1,4-xylosyltransferase activity. Bases 374 to 925 code for a protein of 183 amino acids. The record is from RefSeq and is a predicted model, not a curated record.